Octodon degus (degu) is the source of this 4489-nucleotide messenger RNA. RefSeq names its product kelch like family member 21 (gene Klhl21). The transcript has 4 exons. Gene Ontology annotation, molecular function: protein binding. Gene Ontology annotation, biological process: protein ubiquitination. The coding region runs from base 983 to 2776 and encodes 597 amino acids. Lineage: Eukaryota; Metazoa; Chordata; Mammalia; Rodentia; Octodontidae. The record is from RefSeq and is a predicted model, not a curated record.
ACGGGUGGGGUGGGGAGGCGCUGCCGACGAGCAAGAACGAGAGAACCGAGAGACCUGGGGGUGAAUCCGGGGCCUCCCUGAAGCUGAGCGAAGACCCUCCCUAAACAGACACUUGGGUUUCCAAGAAGGGGGCCUAUAUUUUUCUCUCCCUGCGGCUAGGUUGAGAGGGGCACUGAACCUAUAAGAACUCAAGAAGCAGGGGCGCUUCCCUCUCCACCAUCCCCCACCAGGCUUCCAGGACUGUGACUUUGUCUCCCGCUUGUUCCGACCUUGAGCCGCCCUUGCACCACCUGGGCCGCCCUCCCGAAUGCCCCGCCGCCGGCUCGGCCCGGGCAGGGAGGCCCUGGACGUGGAAGGGGACUGGCUCGGGGCGGAGCGGCCUAGAGUUCACUUCUGUGUUGCCGAGUUGCAAACUCAGGCAGACGCGGGGGAGCGCAUUCCUGGCCCCGCGUCGCGUCGCGUCGCGGCGCUUACAGGGGCGCCAUGAGAAAAACGUCGAGUGCAGCUUCGGUCCAGAACCGUACAAACCCUAUUUUUUGCAAUCUGUGCCUCUAGGGGUUAACUUGAAACCCGAGGAACUCCAAUAGAGAGAAAACAGCGUCCGCGAAGCCCAGCGGCUGCGGGGCACCGGGGAGGCAGUGGCCUCCGAGUCGCGCGCCCCGGCGGGUCGUGGGUAGUCUCCAGGCCCGAUCCCGGAGCCCGCACUUGUCACCCGCCAUCCCGUUCAGCAUCGGCGGCAGGGGGCCGAAGCCCCGAGAGGGCGGAGACGGAGCUGGCACCGGCGCUGCUCCGGCAGCUGCGCGGACGCGCGCGCGCGGGCGGGUGGCCGGAGGGGGCGCGGGCGCCUAGGGGCGUGUCUGGAAACGCCCGCCUCCGCAGGCCGCCGCGCCCGGCGCUACUUAAGGCGGCGGAGCCCGCGCGCCGCGUCUCUCCGCAGGCCCCGGCCGCGGCGUCUUCUGUAGACUUGUACGCGGAAGGCGCGAUGGAGCGGCCGGCCCCCCUGGCGGUGCUGCCCUUCUCGGACCCGGCGCACGCCCUGAGCCUGCUGCGCGGCCUGAGUCAGCUCCGCGCCGAGCGCAAGUUCCUGGACGUGACGCUGGAGGCGGCGGGCGGGCGCGACUUCCCUGCGCACCGCGCCGUGCUGGCCGCCGCCAGCCCCUACUUCCGCGCCAUGUUCGCCGGGCAGCUGCGCGAGAGCCGCGCCGAGCGGGUGCGCCUACACGGGGUGCCGCCCGACAUGCUGCAGCUGCUGCUGGACUUCAGCUACACGGGCCGCGUGGCCGUGAGCGGCGACAACGCCGAGCCCCUGCUGCGCGCCGCCGACCUGCUGCAGUUCCCCGCCGUGAAGGAGGCGUGCGGCGCUUUCCUGCAGCAGCAGCUCGACCUGGCCAACUGCCUGGAUAUGCAGGACUUCGCCGAGGCCUUCAGCUGCGCGGGGCUGGCGAGCGCGGCGCAGCGCUUCAUCCUGCGCCACGUGGGCGAGCUGGGCGCCGAACAGCUGGAGCGCCUGCCGCUCGGCCGGCUGCUGCGCUACCUGCGCGACGACGGGCUGUGCGUGCCCAAGGAGGAGGCCGCCUACCAGCUGGCGCUGCGCUGGGUGCGAGCCGACCCGCCGCGCCGCGCCGCGCACUGGCCACAGCUGCUGGAGGCCGUGCGCCUGCCCUUCGUGCGCCGCUUCUACCUGCUGGCGCACGUCGAGGCCGAACCGCUGGUGGCCCGCUGUCCGCCUUGCCUGCGGCUGCUGCGCGAGGCGCGCGACUUCCAGGCUGCACGCUACGACCGUCACGACCGCGGGCCGUGCCCCCGCAUGCGCCCGCGCCCCUCCACCGGCCUCGCUGAGAUCCUCGUACUGGUGGGCGGCUGCGACCAGGACUGCGACGAGCUGGUCACCGUCGACUGCUACAACCCUCAGACAGGCCAGUGGCGCUACCUGGCUGAGUUCCCUGAUCACCUGGGCGGGGGUUAUAGCAUCGUGGCGCUGGGCAACGACAUCUAUGUGACAGGUGGAUCUGACGGCUCCCGGCUCUACGACUGCGUGUGGAGGUACAACUCGAGCGUGAACGAGUGGACAGAGGUGGCACCCAUGCUGAAGGCCCGCGAGUACCACAGCUCCUCCGUGUUGGACGGGCUUCUCUACGUGGUGGCCGCAGACAGCACGGAGCGCUACGACCACAAGGCCGACUCCUGGGAGGCGCUGCGCCCCAUGACCUACCCCACGGACAACUGUUCCACCACCGCAUGCCGCGGGCGCCUCUACGCCAUCGGGUCCCUGCCUGGCAAAGAGACCAUGGUGAUGCAGUGCUACGAGCCGGACACCAACUUGUGGUCGCUGGUGGACUGUGGCCAGCUCCCGCCCUGGUCCUUUGCACCCAAGACAGUGACGCUAAAUGGACUCAUGUACUUUGUCAGGGAUGAUUCUGCGGAGGUGGAUGUGUACAACCCCACGAAGAACGAAUGGGACAAGAUCCCAUCUAUGAAUCAGGUGCACGUGGGUGGCAGCCUGGCUGUACUAGGUGGGAAGCUGUAUGUGUCCGGUGGCUAUGACAACACCUUUGAGCUCUCGGAUGUGGUGGAGGCCUAUGACCCGGAGGCACGGGCGUGGAGCGUGGUGGGACGGCUCCCAGAGCCCACCUUCUGGCACAGUAGUGUCAGCAUCUUCCGCCAGUUCAUGCCGCAGACUCCUCUGGGUGGCCGUGGCUUUGAGCUGGACAGUCGGGGCACUGAGGAGGACGCAGGUCAUCGCCAGCCAGCACGGAACCCCGAGGCGCUGCACUAGCCCAGGCCUUGCCCGGGGAGGGCCUCCGGGAAGUGUGCUCUGUGGGGGUGGAGACCCCCUCCUGUGUACAGGCGGAGCCUGAGCCUGGGAUCCAUUCCUGCCUUUUUGUGCACUUCGGGCCAGGGCCCCAGCUUCUGGGGCCGGGCUCACUGUGAAUGCUGCGCUGGUCCUGGUGUCUGGCUCUCGGAGGUCUUAUAGCUCACUCAGACAGCAUACACUCCGCCUGCUGCCACUUCCCACAGCUCCUUACCCCCCACCUUGGGGGCAGCAGGCACAAGGUCCCUUUCAGGGUCAGAAGCGGCCUGGGCACUGGCCGAGCAGACUGUGGGUGCGGUAGGGCCCCAGACUGUAGUGUCCCAGGUGUCCCUAGCACAGGGCUUCCUCCAGGCUAGCUCAGCCACUUCCCCUGUGGAAACGGGACAUGAGCCUGCAUGGGCCCUGAGUGCCUUGUGGUUGAUGCUGGGUCUCUCUGCGCCUGCCAGGGAGACCUCCUUGGGCAAGGAGACUCCCCUGGGACCCUGCCCAGGCCAUGGGAGGGGAGCCCAAGGAGAGGGCGGCCAGCCAGUGCGAGGUCACAGCUGCUCCCUGUCGUCCACAGCUGGCCAGGCCACUGUGCCCAGCCCUCCUCCCCAAGCUGGCUGAGGAAUCCUCCUUAGACAGGAAGCCUGAACAGCAGGGGGGUGGGGAGAAGGGAGCCAGAGCCUAGCUUGCCUUGUUUUAAUUUUCAGUCCCAUAAAGUGCCAUUGCCAGUGCUGUCUGCCAGAGCAGGUGACAGCAGGUAUGCCCAGGGAGGCAACUUGGGGACCCCUAGUGACCUCUUGGGAGGGAGACAUUUCUGUGGGUUGUUGAGUUUGAUCCCUUCUCGGUGCCUAAAGUGGCCUCCACUUGGAUCUGGCCCCAUCUUCUCCAGGGCCGGGCAUUAGGACUGUGUCAGGUGACAGAAAGGCCUUUUCCCACUGACCUGACUCCUGCAGUGAGUUCUCACAUGGACGCUGUCACUCAUGAGCAGUACUGAACCCCGAAGUGGCCAGAUCGCAGGGGCUGUUGCCUUAAUUUCUUCCAAGUCGCCAGACAGGCCCUUCCAAGUCCGCCUUCUCCGUUUGGUGCCAUGUGCUGUGUGUGUCACUGCAUUGUGCUAGAAAGUGCCCCGUCCAGUCUGCCUGUCACUGCUGUCCAGGGCGGGCUCCUGAUCCCUGAGCCUGGCAGCCUUCUUGCUCUAUUGUGGUGGCCACACAGAUGGGCACUGGGUUGUGUCCCUCUGUGCCCCAGAGCUGCCCAGGUCACCAUUGUCAGGACCAGGCCUUGGUAUUAAAAGAGCAGGCACUGCCAGCCUCCGCUAUAGGUUCCACAGCCUGCAGGCCCACCUGGGGGUUCCCAUCUGACGCCACAGGCGCUUCGGGUUGGGUCCCCACUGUCAUAGGCAUCUCCACCCAGGAUGGGAUUUUCCCUACACAGUUACAUGCAUGGGACUUGUCUGCAAAACAUUAAGUUAUGGAAGCUCAGUGACUGAUAUUUAAUGCUGAUGUAUAAUGUAUUCUAUAUUUAUAUGAGCAGAGUCUCUUAAGGACACACCCUGCAGUGUCCCAAGUCCAAUCACACCCCAGAGGUGGACACAUACGUGUAUUUAUUUUCGUCUGUUCUACAGGCCGAAGUCUCUAGAAUGUUGCCUCCAGGUUUUAGGAUGCCUUCAGUACUUUUUGAAAUAAAGAUAUU